AUGUUCUAUGAUUGUAUAAGAAUUAUUUUCAAUAAAACAUUUUUAUUUAGUAUUAUUCUACAUAUAUUAUAUGGAUGUAUAUUUGAAAAAAGUAAACUUUAUUAUCCAUAUACAUUUGGACGAAAUAUUCUAUUUUUAAAAACUGAUUUAUAUAAAUUUUAUAUUUCAAUAUGCUUUGUUUCAUUGGGUAUACCAUAUAUUGUAAGUAAGAUUUUACCAAAUCAAUAUACAUUAGCACGUUCAUAUAUUGCAAAUCGUUAUGAAAAUCAUCAAGCAAUGGAAGUACAAGUUGGCAGUUAUUUAUUAGGUAUAUCAAUGUUAUUAACUGGAUUUUGUCCAUCAUAUUUACCAAUUUAUUUGGCUAUAAAUCCUGUUUUAUUUCUUUACAGUAUCGCAGCUAGUUAUAUUGCUUUUAUAUGUUAUCAUAUCUAUGAAAAAGUUGUUUUAAAUCGUGUUCGUCUUAGACCAAUUGAUAAUGAGCGAAACAAUACUUAUUCAAUAACAGUUGAAACAGAAAGUUUACAUACAAUAGAACGUAUUAUAACACUUUCAAUAUGUGUGAUAUUAUUACUUAUGUUUGAAACUAUUGAACAAUCUUUACCCGUUGGACAUACAGCUGAUGAAUUGCAUGAUUUAAUACGUAAUGGUGAUUAUUUACCACCGGGUUUAACUGGAAUAUUAUGUGGUUUAAUAACUACAUUAUUAAUUUUUAUUUGUCAUGAAUAUCAAACAUUCACAAGUGAAUGGUUAGUAAAUAUAUUUUAUUAUACCUCAGACAUUGCCACGAAGAAAACAAAUAUAACAGGGCAACUAUGUUUUGAACAAAUAUUAAAAAUGCUUUCAAUAGCUUUUGGUGCUCGUUUAUCAUUAUGGUUAAGUAGUGAACAGGAAAUACCAAAUAUUGACUGGCUUUUUUAUCCAUUAAUUGGAUUAGGAUCCUUUGCUGGUGCAUAUUCUGUUUGCUUAACAACAGCAACAUUUACUGAUCAUGUUUAUUUAGUACAUGCAUUUGUUGGAAGUGUUGCUUCAGAUAUAAUUCCAUUAGCAAUUGCAUCUGUUUGGAUUAUAUUGUAUAUGGCACAAUUAUUGAAAAUAACUAAUCUUAAAUGA
This is a messenger RNA of Adineta steineri, 1110 nucleotides long. NCBI's taxonomy places the organism in Eukaryota, Metazoa, Rotifera, Eurotatoria, Adinetida, Adinetidae. The record is from the annotation of a GenBank genome assembly.